Molecule: messenger RNA, 1734 nt
Organism: Sparassis crispa
Lineage: Eukaryota; Fungi; Basidiomycota; Agaricomycetes; Polyporales; Sparassidaceae
Exons: 7
Coding region: 1-1734 (577 amino acids)
Source: RefSeq, a predicted model, not a curated record
AUGGCGCAGGGUUCGACUAUGCAAACGGCAGGCAGUGAUGCCCCGGAUUACUCUGCACAGGUUUUUUCCAAGGACGCGACCAUGACGUUCACCACCCCCUCACCUCGUGGCGAUAUGCCAAGUGCACUCAGACCAUCCUCGGCUUCGCGUUCCCCCACCCCUGUACACAUGCUACGAAGUUCUAGCCCAGCCAAUCAGCAACGUGUACUUGGAUACUACAAGGACCCAGAUGAUGAUGAGGUACAGCGUGUCCUUGGGCUGUCUGUUCUCGAUGGCAUCCCAUUGGUUGGUGAGACAGAGAUCUCAUCAGCUUUGGAACGACGAGCAAGCAUUGCAGCAGGUGAUACAGUUGGCGCUGCCAUCCCCAUCGUACAACCCGCAGAAUCUGCAGACACCCAUGACUCGGAUUCAUUCAUAGAUACCAGAAACUUGCCGCUGAUCGAAGCGCGGCUCUCGGAUGAACAGGCAUAUCUCAAUUCCCACCCGAAAUGGUUCGUCCGCGCCAUCUUGAUGCUCGUUGGCACCCUACACAUGAAGAACCAUGUAACAUUUCACGCCUCAUCCUUGAUUCUAUACACGAUCUGUGCCAUUUUUCUCGCACUCCGACUUCUUGCGGAAGAGGAUUCUAUGCCUAUAACACUCACCACCCUCCUGAAGCAUUUCGACUUGAAGGACCGCUUCCAUAUCCUACCAGUCUGCAAAACGUGCAAGUCCCUAUUCGAGCCUACAGUUAACCGCAAGUCCUCCUGCCCAAAAUGCGGAGAAAAGUUGUUUCCUCCCGGGGAGCAUGCGGCGAUACGUGAGCUAAGACGACUUCUCGGCAGAGAUCCGCCAAAACCACCUCCCAUUCUCGCAGCUCCGUAUGCGCCACUUUCGGCAGAGAUCGCUGACUUCCUCAGCCGCCCGGGCAUGGACGAGGAAGUGGUAGCAUGGGAGAUGGAGCCUUCAACACCAGGACAAUACACGCGCAUCAUGGAUGAGAUUCACCUCGGGGUGUCUCUGAGUCUGGAUUGGUUUUCCUGUGCACGUACAUCCUUUUCGCCAUCUCAUUCAUCUGGUCCUCUUGCCUUCUGUGUACAGAACCUGCACGACAACCUCAAAUAUCGACCACAGAAUAUCCUGGUUUGUGCGAUGACACCGGGCCCUACAGAACCAACAGCAGAGCAAGUGCAGAAUUAUCUCAAGCUUGUUGUCGACGACCUGUUGAAUUUGUACGAAAAUGGUGUCAUCAUGAAGACACCAUCAUAUCCGGAUGGUAUUCGUGUUCGUGUCACGCUGGUGGCAGUCGUAUGUGACCAUCCUGCUAUGUGCAAGGUCAGCAGUUUUGCAGACAAGAAUCACACUGAGGUGCCAUGCACGAAGUGCAAUGUGCAGCAAGAGGACUUUUUUUCCGAUGCGGGCUUAUCUAAUGGUUUUCCAGCAUGCGACGGUGAAGAACACAAGCGAUUAGCACGAGAGUGGAAGACACUCUCUUCAGAGGAAGAACGAGCCGAUUUCUUCAAAGCUCAUGGUGUUCGAUGGACAGAGCUUGCCCGGCUACCAUAUUUUGAUCCAGUUCGGAUGACCGUGAUCGAUCCAAUGCACAAUCUUUUACUCGGUGUCGUCAAAUUGCAGUGGUACGGGCAAUGGAUCAAGCAUAAUGCUCUGCGCGCAAAUACUGCAAAGAACAAGUGUGAGCUUGCUCUACUACAUGAAUUCCUUGAGACGAUGAGUUGUACACAACAACGCAAUUGA